UCCUUUUGUCCGAUUUAAUGUAAAUACGAAAAUAUGUCUGAAUAGUUGGAUAAUAUGGGUAAUAAUGGCGGAGGCCUCUCCUUGGACGUCUGAAGUUCAAUGCAGAUAUUUUCUCCAUGGGUCUUGUACACAAGGAGAUAGAUGUAAAUUUGCUCAUGAUUUAAAUGCUACACCAUCAUUGGUAUGUAGAUAUUAUUUAAAAGGAAGCUGUGCUUAUGGAGAUCGAUGCAGAUAUGACCAUGUCCGACAGGAUAAAGAUAAAAAUAAGCCAAAUGACAAGAAAUUUUCAAAAUCUCCAGAAAGUUUUAUACAGAAACCUCACAUUAAAACAGAUUAUGAUACAAGGAAAAGUAAACUUGUGGCGUUAAAGAAAGGAGGGGAAGUCCAGCCAGAAAAAAAUAACACAUCACCUCAUGGUAAACCACCAGAAGAAUGGGUAAAAGCCAAAGAGUUUGUACCAGGUGAAAAAUAUGAAGGAUCUAUUCCAUCUUCCUAUGCCAAAGCCACAUUGUGUGGUCAAGAUCUUGAAGAAUCAGAAAACAACGAACUCAAUAGCCAUAAUGAACUAUGCCCAUAUGCUGCUGGUGGAGAGUGUUGGUAUGGUAACAACUGUACAUAUCUCCAUGGCAAUCAGUGUGAAUUAUGUGGUCUCAAUGUUUUACAUCCCACUGAUCCAGAGCUGCGAAAAAAACAUACUUCGGAAUGUACAGAACAACAUGAAAAAGAUAUGGAAUUAUCAUUUGCUGUAGCUAGAAGUAAAGAUAAAGUUUGUGGAAUAUGUAUGGAUAUAGUAUUAGAUAAACAACCAGUCAAUGAACGAAGGUUUGGUAUAUUACCAAAAUGCACUCAUAUUUUCUGUCUCAGUUGUAUACGUAAAUGGAGGUGUGCCAAACAGUUUGAAAACAAAAUAAUAAGAGCUUGUCCAGAAUGUAGAGUACAGUCAGAUUUUGUAGCACCUAGUCAAUAUUGGGUAGAAUGUGAAGAAGAUAAAGCCAAAUUAAUAGAAGGUUAUAAAAAUGCAUUAAGCUCCAAACCAUGUCGCUAUUUUGAUUUAGGAAAAGGAGAAUGUCCUUUCAAUGAAAAGUGCUUCUAUCUCCACGCUUAUCCAGACGGAACUAAGGCUGAACCCCGUCCUCGACCAAUUCGGCGCCGGGAAAAUGCGAAUGGAGAAACUGAUAUCAUUAACCAUAGCAAUUUAUGGGAUUUCUUACAAGUACGAGAUGAACUCGACCAUUUAGGAGUGUUAGAUGAAGAGCUAUCUUUAUUGUUAUUAAGUUUAAUGUUAGAUUCUUCCUCUGAAAGUGAUGAUGAUUCACUGUGAUUUAUUUCUGGUUUUAUUUUCAACUAUUAUCGUGAUAUAGAUCUCUGUGAAUCACCCAGCCACUCCGUUAAAAAACAUAGUACAAGUAGUAGUACAACACACAGCUUUAUUUGUUGAUUCCCAAAAUCAAAAAACACAGUAAUACAGAGAGGAAGAGUUUAAGAAAUGGAUGGAUAAAAACACAUGUAUUUUAAAAUAAACUGGACAUUGUUAAUAAAAUCUUUUUCUGAUCUCCUCUUUUUGUCUUUACCAAUUUUUGUGAUAAAUGUGUAGUUAAAUAAGAUGCUUUAUAAUAUGAAUAUUUGUCAGUACUGGUCACUUUUUCUUAAAGAUGUUAUUCACUCUGUGUUUAUGGGCAGAUAUUUAUCAGAGGAAUUCAAUUUUAAUACUUUUUAGUGUUACAUUCAACGUCAGUAUUGUGUUUUUUAAAAAUAUUUUACGUGUAAAUUAUGACUGUCUGCCCUUGAAAUAUGGCAUUUAUUAAUCAUGGUAUUCAGUUGUAUUAUUAUGAUUCAGAAACUGGAUAACAAACAUAGUUUUAAUACAGAGGUUCAUAAUUAUGGCUCAUGUGUUAGGCUGCUUAAUAAAUAUUGUUGAGAUUUGUUUUUAAGAUGAUUAUAUGCCCCUAGAUGAAAUGUUUUAUCUAAAAAUACAUUUUAUUUAUUUAGCUAUAAAAUCACCAUUAUUUAGUGAUAAAUAUCAUAUAAAUCUCUUUAACUCAAAAUAAAUUAGAUUUCAUGGUUUAAGAGGUUUUGAAGCAGCAUGAAACUGCCUUAAAUUGAGCUAGUGCGAAUAUCUUAUGUAUGUUAGUUUACUUUCGUAUAAAAAAUGUUAGAGGAAAUAAAACUUCAAGAUCUGUGGUCAUUGUCUGUAAAAUAGUCUUCCUGUGUUAUGUUUCAAUUGUCCUCUAUCAAAACUCACUUAAUUGUUAGUAAAAUGUGACAGCAGAAUCACUUGAUGUUAAUUACGUACUACUUUGAUAUUGUACAAUAAUUAUUAUAUAUUUAGUAUUGAAUGUUAGUAACAGAUAUUACAAUAAUGCUCAAUUUAAAUCAGUUAUAUUUUGCAACUUUUCAUUUUUUGCCAUACAUUUUGAUAGGAUUUAACAUAUUUUAUUACAAGCUGCCUUAAAUUAAAUUACAUAUUUAUUUUUAUAUCAUAAUUCCUAUGUUAUUAUAAGUUUAAAAAAAAGAAACUGUUGAACAGCUUUGUUUUAAAGAAAAUCUACUUUUCAGUUGUUUGUGUAUUAUUUAUUAUGUCUUCCUUUUAGUACUUCUACCAAGUGCUUCAGAUUGUUUUCUUGGUUAUGGAUAAAUUUCCACUCUAGGAAACAAGAACCAAUUGCUGGUACACAUGUUCCAAUUUUAUUUCUCAAUAUUAAUGACAAAACGAUGUAUUAUAUUGCUCUCAGCUUUUGUAGUACAUGUAGUACAUGUACUUUGCGGAAUUAUGUCAUUGCAUUACUGAAGAUAGUGAAUUCAAGAAUAUAAUAAUAGAGCAUGCUGCUAUUAUAUUGUGUGUUGUCAAACAGUGUAGUCCCCAUACCAAACAUAUCAAUACUAUAGUUAUAAUGCCACAUACUUGUAGGUUGCUAUAUAAGUAAUUUGUCUUAUAUUAAUAAAGCAUUUUUGGGAAGUCACAAUUAAACACUUUUCCUGUCCAUGUAAUUAGAUUCAUAUAAUUUAUCUUUAAUGUCUUUAUGAAGAAUAUGACUUAUUGUUAGUAUUAUAUAUUUGAUAAAUAUAUCUUUAUCUUAAAAAUAUAAUCUUGCGACCUUAGAUGUGGAAAAUGGAUAAUUCCUGAGGUGUUGAAAAAUGGAUUUUUUCUGGAAUCACAGGCAAUAUGUUCGGAAAGGGUAGUAAGUGGUCUAUUAUUAUUGAGUAGAUUUUUAAAUUGUUAAUCGGUGUGUUAUAUACAUAGAUAAUUAUAAACUUCUCUAUUGUAUGUUCUAUAAGAUUUUUAUCAUAUUUGUACAGUAAUACAUGUUAAAUAAUUGUUAAGUUUAAUCUUUUGAAACAAGGUUGUAUCAGUUAGAUAAUUAGAAACAUCUAUAUUUUUCCCCUGUAAUGUACCGAAUAGUUGCUUUGUAAUUUUAGACAUGGAGAAGACAAAUGUUGUUAAAAUCCAAUAAUCAAACACAAUAGCACAACAGUUUAAAUAGUUUUUUUGGAACAAAUAUUAAAACUUCAUGUAUGCUCUCCACAGAUGACUAAAUAACUGAAACAUAUUUUAACGACCCAUGUAUUCUAUGAAAAUAGUUAAUUGUGCCAGGCGAAACCAUACUUUUUUUCUUGUUUUUAAUGAAUGAAUAUAAAACCAUAUUUUAGUUUGUCUGAAGUGGGGUGUGGAAUAUCUCCAAUGCAUUGUUCAGUAGGGCAUUUGUUACUUAAUUUAAUGGUGCUUGUAUAUAAUGCUUUCAACACGAAAGCAUUGAUGACAUAUGUUAUAAAAUAACCAACUUGCCUGGACACAACUUGCAACGGUUGUGGUCUUUUUUAAAAAAUUUGAAAAAUAGGGUGUGGGUUAUAUAUGAAUGGUCAAUCCUUGGCCCAAAAACGGUAUUAGUUGUACUUAAUAUAUAUGUUAUUCCACAUGUAUUCCUCUAUUAACUCUGUGAUGUUAAACAAUUAGUACCUCUCUUUAUUACAUGUACAUGUUUGUUAUAUUAAAUUAGGUCAAUCAUUAUAUAAAUUUAAUACAACACUGAAGAAGAGGCGCAAAGUGCCCAUAUUGAUGCAUUUCAUUUUUAGCGUGUUAAACUCCUUUAUUACCCAAACUGAAACUCCCUUUUUGCAACAUUUGUCACUUUCCUGUGAUUGAUAAAUAAUUUUCAACAAUUUUAUUAUAAUUUUACAAUUAAUGGGCAUAUCUCUUUAAUUUAUGUAUAACCAAAAUGUUCAUAUAGUUAAAUGUGAUGUGGACUAUUUACCACUUUAGUUUCUUUCUUUUUUCUCUGCUUAAAACAACUGAAUUAUAUCAGUAUUGGACACAGAUUUUUGAAAGCACAAUGAUAAUAGGUGUAAAUUUGUCACUUACUCUUCAUGUUGUUGUAACUAUGUAUCAUCAUAUGAAACCAACUUUAUUUUAUUUGAUAUCUCAACUUCGGCAUUUAAAAUCAAAAUUAAAGAAUUGCAGGUCCCAAGAUUUCUUAAUUUGCCAUGUACAGAUGUAUAAGCUACCAUGAUCUCUAUGAUGUCGCUAUUCUGAUUUAAAAAAAAAUGGUAGAUGAAUUUGUCACCAUCAUUAAUAAAGGAAACAAUUAUUUAUCCAACUUUUGUAUUAUUCCAGUCAAAUACAAUCAUGAAAUCCAA
Messenger RNA from Patella vulgata (common limpet), 4632 nucleotides. RefSeq names its product probable E3 ubiquitin-protein ligase makorin-1. Gene Ontology annotation, biological process: protein polyubiquitination. The record is from RefSeq and is a predicted model, not a curated record. Gene Ontology annotation, molecular function: metal ion binding; ubiquitin protein ligase activity. NCBI's taxonomy places the organism in Eukaryota, Metazoa, Mollusca, Gastropoda, Patellidae. The coding region runs from base 65 to 1321 and encodes 418 amino acids. The transcript is spliced from 7 exons.